Molecule: messenger RNA, 1320 nt
Organism: Trichomycterus rosablanca
Lineage: Eukaryota; Metazoa; Chordata; Actinopteri; Siluriformes; Trichomycteridae
Gene: htr2ab
Product: 5-hydroxytryptamine (serotonin) receptor 2A, genome duplicate b
Exons: 5
Coding region: 1-1263 (420 amino acids)
Biological process (GO): release of sequestered calcium ion into cytosol; G protein-coupled receptor signaling pathway, coupled to cyclic nucleotide second messenger; phospholipase C-activating G protein-coupled receptor signaling pathway
Cellular component (GO): plasma membrane; dendrite
Molecular function (GO): G protein-coupled serotonin receptor activity; neurotransmitter receptor activity
Source: RefSeq, a predicted model, not a curated record
AUGGAGGAAUAUGAAGAAACAAAUAUUACAAAAAAGUUCAGCACUAGAAAUUACAUCCAAAAGAACUGGGUGGCUCUGCUGAUCAUGCUGGCCAUCGUGGUCACCGUGACGGGAAAUAUUCUGGUCAUCAUGGCUGUAAGUCUGGAGAGAAAGCUGCAGAACGCAACAAACUACUUCCUGAUGUCACUGGCUAUUACGGACAUGCUGCUGGGUCUGCUGGUCAUGCCUGUCGCCAUGGUGACCAUACUAUACAAUUACACUUGGCCCUUUCCAUUAGAGCUGUGUCCAAUCUGGAUCUUUUUGGAUGUGCUCUUCUCCACGGCCUCCAUCAUGCAUUUAUGUGCUAUCUCUCUGGACCGCUACAUUGCCAUCCACAAUCCUAUUCAGCACACCCGUGCCAACUCCCAGGCCAGAGCACGGGUCAAAAUCAUAGCUGCAUGGACCAUCUCUGUGGGAAUCUCCAUGCCUGUACCAGUCAUUGGCCUUCAUGAUCGCUCCAAAGUCUUUAAAGACUGCAGCUGCCACUUGACAGAUAACAACUUUGUCCUGAUUGGCUCCUUUGUGGCAUUCUUUAUUCCACUAGUCAUCAUGGUGGUUACAUACUUCCUGACCAUCAGUGCCCUGCAGAGUCAGGCCACACCAUGUCUGGACCAAUUUGUAAAAUGUAACAAGUGGCUACCCCUGCUAAUUCCUCGGGGCUCGCUUUCCUCAGAGCGGCUGUUCUCACGGAACUCAUUUUGUCCUGAAACCAUCGUCCCGACCUCCCAGACCUUCAUCCGCCACUCUGCGCAGUCGCUAAGCAAUGAGCAGAAAGCAUCUAAAGUCCUUGGCGUGGUCUUUUUCCUGUUCGUGGUUAUGUGGUGUCCCUUCUUCAUUACCAACGUUUUGGAAGUGACUUGCAGCUCCUCGACGUGCAACCCAACACUCAUGGCUGGAUUGCUUAAGGUGUUCGUUUGGGUGGGGUACUUAUCGUCUGCUGUCAACCCACUCGUCUACACUUUAUUUAACAAGAAAUAUAGGACAGCGUUUGCCCGCUACAUGCGCUGUCAGUACCGUGAGCCAAGCAGGCCACUGCAGGUCAUCCUGGUCAACACGAUCCCUCCUUUGGCUUUUCAGUCAUCCAAGUUUUCCCUUCAGGAGGAGAUAUCUUUAAGACAGUCAACAGAGGAAAGUGGAUUUAAAGAAUUUCCUUCUCUAAACCAGGAAGAAUCUUUGAGUACACGAUACCAUCACGGACUGGAUGAGAUGGUGAGUCAUGUAUGAAACCUUGUGGAGACUUGCUCAGGCAAAAUUCAAUUACUGUGUAACAGUGCUACAGAU